AGUCACACAGUAGAUAAUGGGGAUCCAUAGAAUGUCUGGAUAAGGGUUUACUAAUUUCAACACGAAUUAAAAACGAGUAGGUACUGAUUUGAGAAGUUUGAAAUUCAAUUUUCAUAUAACUUACUUAAUUUGCAGCAAAAAGUUAAAUAUGCAUUAGGAAAAUUCAGUGAGUACCAGAGCAGAAUUUGGAAAUCUGGAUGUCAAAAGUGGUGAAAACUGAUAACCUACGCCUUUAUUGUAAUUUAUUUGAGUAUUUUCUCAUAUUAGGACAUUAUUAACGUUUGUAUUCAUUUAAGAAGUCUGUGGAGUCACCUACUACAAUGGAACUUCCUCAAUCGUGUGACACUUUUGUUGCAUUACCCCCUUUGACAAAGCAUGGUGUGAUUUUUGGUAAAAAUUCUGAUAGACCAAAGGGAGAAGUUCAAGAAGUUGUCUAUUUCCCAGCUUCACAAUGUUCAAAUGUUAUAAAAUGCACUUAUAUUGAAGUGGAAUAUUCGGGACCUAGAAAGGCUGUUAUUUUAAGUAAACCAUCAUGGAUGUGGGGUGCAGAAAUGGGGGCCAAUGAGUGUGGAGUUGUUAUUGGUAAUGAAGCAGUUUGGACAAAUAAUACUAAUGGUGAAAAUGAUCCUAGUGUAAAAAGACUAUUAGGAAUGGAUUUAGUAAGAUUGGGAUUGGAACAAAGUUCUUCAGCAACAGAAGCCUUAGAAAUUAUUACUAAUUUGUUAGAGAAAUAUGGACAGGGUGGUCCUUGUGCUGAGGAAGAUUCUGGUUUAAGUUACCAUAAUUCUUUUCUAAUUGCUGAUUCUUCUACUGCUUGGAUUUUAGAGACAUCUGGAAAGCAGUGGGUAGCGGAACAGAUCUCGAGUGGGUGUAGGAAUAUUUCUAAUGGUUUAUCAAUAACUACCAAAUUUGAUAGGCAUUCCAAAGAUUUGUUUGACUAUGCCAAGGCACAAGGAUUUUGGAAUGGAGAGGAUGAAUUUAAUUUUUCUGAAGUAUUUGGUGGUGAAAAGGUACCAGGGAGUGAUCGUUACAUUGAGGGUCAAAAAUUAUUAAAAAAAUAUACAGAAACUAAUGAUUUUAAAGAAGUAGAUAUGUUUAACAUCUUAAGGGAUAGACAAUCAGGGAUAUGUAGACCUUGUGAUAGUCCUUUUCCAACACAGGGUAGCCAGGUUUCUGUGUUAAGUUCUACUAGACCGAGUGUUCACUGGUUUACCGCCACCCCCGAUCCUUCAAUAUCAGUUUAUAAACCCUUCAUAUUCACUCCAAAUGCUAUUAUUUCUAAACAUACUAUAUGUCCAGAAGAAAGGGUAAGUUUUUAUGAUAUUUAGUCUUUUUUCGUAUUUUAUACAACUACAUUUAAAAAAUCUACCUACAUUUAAUUUGUAUAAAAUAAUUUAUUUCUGUACUUUUUUUAAUUUAAUUUCCCCUUAAAAUGACAAGGUAUUUUCCUUUCUCAUUAACAGUAGACUAGCGGUAGUAUAUUGCAUAAUGGAAACCCUAAAUUAAUUAAUUCAUCAAUAAGUAAAUAUGAGU
Agrilus planipennis (emerald ash borer) is the source of this 1533-nucleotide messenger RNA. Its product is annotated as secernin-3. Gene Ontology annotation, molecular function: dipeptidase activity; cysteine-type exopeptidase activity. The transcript has 8 exons. Gene Ontology annotation, biological process: proteolysis. The coding region runs from base 321 to 1328 and encodes 335 amino acids. The record is from RefSeq and is a predicted model, not a curated record. NCBI's taxonomy places the organism in Eukaryota, Metazoa, Arthropoda, Insecta, Coleoptera, Buprestidae.